GAGAGACGUAUACGUACGGGAUCCUACCCACAAUUCCAUUCCAUCAAAGAUUUAUUAUUCUUCAGCUGAUCAGAAGGAAUCUUUAAAGAAAGCUUGAUCUCUCCCUUUCUCCCAUCCCUUUAUGAAUAAUUCUCACAGUAAUAUGGUCCCCGUCUAGCUAGCUCCAUCGGUUGAUAUCCCCUCAAGAAAAGUGACAUGAUUAAUUUUGUUUUCUAACUAGCUCGAACUUGUCUCUUCAAUCACACCAUGCACCUGCGUCUCUAUCUCUAGCGGGCUCCUCCUCCUCCAGACAGAAGAGAAGAGAAGAUACACGUAUUUUUAUUCUAGUCUGAAUUACUGCUAUACUGAAGCUAGCCAGGAUUAAGAUAUAUAUAAAACCAGCUGAGCUUCUGGGCAACAUGUUAGAUUUAGGUGCUGCUGCUGCUGCUGCUGCUGCUGCUGCUGCAAAUCUUAAGCUAUUAAUUCGGAUGGAUUGGCCGCAGCUACAGUCACCCUGUUUGCGGGAGCACAUAACCAUAGGUGUACAGCUUGGGUUCCUCGGAAUCUUGUUACUUCAUCUUCUACGAAAAUGCGCAGACCUAGCUUUCAAUGGUGGAACAAAGACCACAGAUCAAGGCAAGGAGAAUUACCACAUUGGAUUGAAGUUCAGCAACUCUUACAAAGCGAGCAUGGUUUGUUCGACUUGUCUGCUGGGAGUCCAUAUCUCAAUGCUACUGGUGCUGUUAAAUGGUCAAGAGACCAGUUGCAACUCCAUAGUACGAGUCUUUUCAGCUGAGGUCUUGCAAAUGAUAUCAUGGGCAAUUACACUGGUUGCAGUCUUUAGGAUUUUUCCGAGUAGAAGGUAUGUCAAGUUCCCUUGGAUUAUAAGAGCAUGGUGGCUUUGCAGCUUCAUGCUGUCCAUUGUCUGCACAUCUUUAGAUAUCAACUUCAAAAUUACAAACCAUGGCCAUCUUAGGCUACGAGAUUAUGCAGAGCUCUUUGCUCUCCUCCCAUCCACAUUCCUGCUAGCUAUUUCAUUUCGAGGGAAGACAGGCAUAGUCUUUAAUGCAUUUAAUGGCGUCACCGACCCACUUCUCCAUGAAAAGAGUGAUAAAGAUUCAGACACCAAGAGAGAAUCACCAUAUGGAAAAGCUACACUCCUCCAGCUGAUUACCUUCUCUUGGCUCACCCCGUUGUUUGCUGUUGGUUACAAGAAACCUCUUGAACAGGAUGAAAUCCCAGAUGUUUAUAUCAAGGAUUCUGCUGGAUUCCUCUCCUCCUCCUUUGAUGAGAAUCUAAAUCAAGUUAAGGAGAAAGAUAGAACCGCAAACCCCUCUAUCUACAAGGCAAUCUUUUUGUUCAUCAGAAAGAAAGCAGCAAUUAAUGCAUUAUUCGCAGUUACCAGUGCAGCAGCAUCAUAUGUUGGUCCCUACCUCAUUGAUGACUUCGUGAAUUUCCUAACCGAGAAGAAAACCAGGAGCUUACAGAGUGGCUACCUUCUUGCAUUAGGGUUUCUAGGUGCAAAGACAGUGGAGACAAUAGCGCAGAGACAGUGGAUAUUUGGAGCCCGACAGCUCGGCCUUCGUCUUAGAGCCUCCCUGAUAUCUCACAUUUACAAGAAGGGCCUACUCUUGUCAAGCCAAUCCCGCCAAAGCCACACCAGUGGAGAGAUAAUCAACUACAUGAGUGUAGAUAUCCAACGAAUUACAGAUUUCAUCUGGUACUUGAACUAUAUAUGGAUGUUGCCUGUACAAAUUACCUUAGCAAUCUACAUUCUACAUACAACUCUAGGUUUGGGGUCAAUGGCAGCAUUAACUGCAACUUUAGCAGUGAUGGCUUGCAACAUACCCAUAACAAGAUUCCAGAAAAGAUACCAGACUAAGAUCAUGGAAGCCAAGGACAAAAGAAUGAAAGCCACUUCAGAAGUCCUUCGGAACAUGAAGAUACUAAAACUCCAAGCAUGGGACACUCAAUUCCUACACAAGAUAGAAAGCUUGAGGAAAAUAGAGUAUAAUUGUCUAUGGAAGUCUCUCAGGCUUUCAGCAAUUUCAGCUUUUGUCUUCUGGGGAUCACCCACGUUUAUCUCUGUGGUCACGUUUGGUGCAUGUAUGCUAAUGGGAAUCCAACUCACAGCAGGAAGAGUCCUAUCAGCAUUGGCCACCUUCCGAAUGUUGCAGGACCCCAUAUUCAAUCUACCUGACCUGCUCUCUGUGAUUGCACAGGGAAAAGUUUCAGCAGAUAGAGUUGCUUCCUUCCUUCAGGAAGGUGAAAUUCAGCAUGAUGCCACUGAGCAUGUUCCAAAAGAUCAAGCAGAGUAUGCAAUUAGUAUUGAUGAUGGACGAUUCUGCUGGGACUCCGAUUCAAGCAACCCAACCCUUGAUGAAAUACGGUUGAAAGUGAAGAGAGGUAUGAAAGUCGCAAUUUGUGGGACCGUGGGAUCAGGCAAGUCCAGCCUGCUUUCUUGCAUUCUUGGAGAAAUACAGAAGUUGUCAGGGACAGUGAAGAUCAGUGGCGCAAAAGCUUACGUUCCUCAAUCUCCAUGGAUACUGACAGGAAAUAUCAGGGAGAACAUACUAUUUGGGAAUCCAUAUGACAGUGUCAGGUAUUACAGAACAGUUAAAGCAUGUGCUUUGUUGAAGGAUUUUGAACUGUUCUCCAGUGGUGACUUAACUGAUAUUGGAGAAAGAGGGAUAAACAUGAGCGGGGGACAGAAGCAGAGGAUACAGAUAGCUCGUGCAGUUUACCAGGAUGCUGAUAUAUAUUUAUUUGAUGACCCUUUCAGUGCUGUAGAUGCUCAUACAGGAUCCCAACUCUUUCAGGAAUGCCUAAUGGGAAUUCUCAAAGAUAAGACUAUAAUUUAUGUCACCCAUCAAGUGGAGUUUCUUCCUGCUGCAGACAUCAUUCUGGUGAUGCAAAAUGGAAGAAUAGCAGAGGCUGGAACAUUUAGUGAACUUUUGAAACAGAACGUAGGAUUUGAAGCUUUAGUCGGUGCUCAUAGCCAAGCUCUAGAAUCAGUCCUUACAGUUGAGAAUUCGAGGAGAACAUCUCAAGAUCCAGAACCUGACAGUGAAUCUAAUACAGAAUCCACUUCAAACUCAAACUGUCUCUCACAUUACGAGUCGGACCAUGACCUCUCUGUAGAAAUAACAGAAAAGGGAGGAAAAUUCGUGCAAGAUGAAGAGAGAGAGAAAGGAAGCAUUGGAAAAGAAGUUUACUGGUCAUACUUGACCACUGUGAAAGGUGGUGCCCUGGUCCCAUGUAUAAUCUUAGCACAGUCAUUAUUCCAAAUUUUACAGAUAGUUAGUAACUACUGGAUGGCAUGGUCUUCUCCUCCUACAAGUGACACUGCUCCAGUAUAUGGGAUGAAUUUCAUAUUGCUUGUUUAUACACUACUUUCUAUUAGUAGUUCACUAUGUGUCCUGGUCCGAGCCACACUAGUAGCAAUAGCAGGACUUUCAACAGCACAAAAGCUCUUCACAAACAUGCUGCGUAGUCUACUCCGAGCUCCAAUGGCAUUUUUUGAUUCAACCCCAACCGGAAGGAUAUUAAACCGAGCAUCAAUGGAUCAAAGCGUCAUAGACAUGGAAAUUGCACAAAGACUCGGCUGGUGUGCUUUCUCAAUAAUACAGAUUCUAGGGACCAUUGCAGUGAUGUCCCAGGUCGCAUGGGAAGUGUUUGUGAUCUUCAUUCCAGUAACUGCAGUCUGCAUAUGGUACCAACAAUAUUACACGCCAACAGCAAGAGAACUGGCUCGCUUAGCAGGGAUACAACAAGCCCCGAUCCUCCAUCAUUUUUCAGAAUCACUAGCAGGAGCAGCAACAAUUCGUGCUUUUGAUCAACAAGAACGUUUUUAUUGUUCAAACCUUGAUCUGAUAGACAACCACUCAAGGCCAUGGUUUCAUAAUGUAUCUGCAAUGGAAUGGCUUUCUUUCAGGCUGAAUUUGCUAUCCAAUUUUGUGUUUGCCUUCUCAUUGGUUUUGCUGGUGAGCCUUCCUGAAGGAGUAAUCAGUCCAAGCAUUGCUGGGUUAGCUGUAACAUAUGGAAUAAACUUGAAUGUUUUGCAAGCUUCCGUCAUAUGGAACAUAUGCAAUGCAGAAAAUAAAAUGAUCUCAAUAGAAAGAGUACUUCAGUACUCCAGCAUAACGAGUGAAGCGCCCCUUGUGCUUGAGCAGAGCAGGCCUCCAAACAAGUGGCCAGAAGUAGGAGCGAUCUGCUUCAAAGAUUUGCAGAUUCGCUACGCAGAGCAUCUGCCAUCUGUUCUGAAAAACAUUAACUGUGCAUUUCCUGGAAGAAAAAAGGUUGGAGUUGUAGGAAGGACAGGAAGUGGGAAAUCAACCCUCAUACAGGCAAUUUUCAGAAUUGUGGAACCCAGAGAGGGAAGCAUUAUCAUCGAUGAUGUGGACAUUUCAAAGAUAGGUCUUCAAGACUUGAGAUCAAGGCUUAGCAUCAUCCCCCAAGACCCAACAAUGUUUGAGGGAACAGUGAGGGGAAACCUUGACCCACUGGGUCAGUACUCUGACUAUGAAAUAUGGGAGGCUCUAGAAAAGUGUCAACUAGGAGAUUUGGUGCGCGGAAAAGAUGAAAAGUUGGACUCCCCAGUGGUGGAAAAUGGAGAAAAUUGGAGUGUGGGUCAAAGGCAACUAUUCUGUUUGGGAAGAGCAUUGCUAAAGAAAAGCAGGAUUCUUGUACUGGAUGAAGCAACAGCAUCAGUCGAUUCAGCAACUGAUGGGGUGAUACAAAAGAUCAUCAGUCAAGAAUUCAAAGAUCGAACAGUGGUCACAAUAGCUCACAGAAUCCACACAGUCAUAGACAGUGAUCUUGUUUUGGUCCUUAGUGAUGGGAGAGUUGCAGAGUUUGAUACGCCAGCAAGGCUACUAGAAAGGGAGGAAUCUUUCUUUUCAAAGCUUAUAAAAGAGUAUUCCAUGAGAUCUCAGAGCUUCAACAACUUAACAAACGUGCACGCAUAAUCAAGUAGUUGGAACAUUUGGUAGAGCAAUGGUAGAGAUGAUGAUGAUGAUGAUGAUGAUCGGUAAAAGUAGACAGAAAAUAACCAGGCCACAGAGCAUCCAUUAGCCAAAUAAUCAUAUAUGAAAACGAAUUCAAUGAUUUAUGAGCCCACCAACAGUGUGUAUGCAAGUGGAUACAGAAUGAAGCGGCCUAGCCUUUGUGGCGGGUGGCGGGUGGCGGGUGGGGAGAAGGGGGGUAAUGGAAUUGCAGUGUCUUUCUAGUGAAUAAAAAGGCAAAUGUUUGCUUUAGUUGAAGUAAUAACUGUACAAUUGCAGAAUACGUAUAUUCAGAGGGUAAUACUAACUGCUGUGCGUGCUGUACCUUUCCAAA
Molecule: messenger RNA, 5316 nt
Organism: Populus trichocarpa (black cottonwood)
Lineage: Eukaryota; Viridiplantae; Streptophyta; Magnoliopsida; Malpighiales; Salicaceae
Product: putative ABC transporter C family member 15
Exons: 11
Coding region: 399-4946 (1515 amino acids)
Biological process (GO): transmembrane transport
Cellular component (GO): vacuolar membrane; plant-type vacuole
Molecular function (GO): ATP binding; ABC-type transporter activity; ATP hydrolysis activity
Source: RefSeq, a predicted model, not a curated record